Rhagoletis zephyria (snowberry fruit fly) is the source of this 676-nucleotide messenger RNA. RefSeq names its product endoplasmic reticulum-Golgi intermediate compartment protein 2-like. Lineage: Eukaryota; Metazoa; Arthropoda; Insecta; Diptera; Tephritidae. Gene Ontology annotation, cellular component: COPII-coated ER to Golgi transport vesicle; endoplasmic reticulum; membrane. Gene Ontology annotation, biological process: retrograde vesicle-mediated transport, Golgi to endoplasmic reticulum; endoplasmic reticulum to Golgi vesicle-mediated transport. The record is from RefSeq and is a predicted model, not a curated record.
AUGGACCAGUUGACUUCACUAAACAAACUGGACAUCUUCACCAAGAUUGACCCGAGCUUUACGCGCACCUCCUCUGCCGGCGGCACUGUCUCCCUGCUCACCUACAUUCUCAUCGUCCUGCUCCUCUUUGGUGAGAUUGCCAAUUACCUCAACCCAGAAAUUGAGUACCACUACUCGGUGGACACGGAGUUUGACAAACUUCUGGACAUCAACGUGGACAUCACCGUGGCGACGCCAUGCUCCAACAUUGGCGCCGAUGUGAUGGACGCAACGAACAAGCAGAGCCUCUACACCUACGGCCGACUGGAGGAGACGGAGGUGAACUUUGGCCUGAACGAGGAGCAGCAACGCCGCUGGGACCGCCUCCGCUCCUACAACGCCUUCCUCCGUGCCGAGCACCACAACGUCCACACGAUGCUCUGGAAGCCCGGCUACCUGCAGACCGUCUACGGUGCUGGUGAUGGCCAGAAAGGCCCUCACCAUCACCAUCACGACCUGACCUCGGUGCACCUUUUUCCCGACAUGGACUCGAACGUUGGUGGUGGCGGCAGCGAUUCGUGCCGCUUCUCGGGCACCAUCUCCGUGAACAAGGUGGCGGGCAACCUGCACAUCUCCGCGGGCAAGUACCUUCCGCUGCCCAUUGGCCACGCACACGUCUCGCUGCUCGGCGGUGGAG